ACCUGUUGAAAACAGAGACUUUCUUAUCAGUAAUGGGACACGUUUUGUUUCAAGCUUGAAUUUAUCUUCAUUUCGUUCAUUUAUAGACACACACAUGUAGUAAAGUCACAGCAAAUGUUUUUGCGUUAAAGUGUACCUUUGAAAUUCGACAGAGCAACAGCGUGUAUUCAAAGUGUAACUGGGUUAUACCUUCACUUAACAGCAAUGGCGCUACCUAUGACAGUUUCAGGUCAUCCUUUGAUCCAUUUCCUGUUGGUUCUUUCAACAACGACAGCCGUUGGAGCAUUCUUGUUUGAUAAGGAUACGGAGACGUGUACCAUAUAUGACGAGUAUAAAGACCUCAUCAACCUGGCGCAUGUGGAAAACUGUCUGAGCAUUGACAGAGUUUUCACGAAGUUAAAGCGACUUGGAGAUCAAAAUGACCAGUACUGCUUUUCCCACGUAUUACAUCAAUUGGGUGACAGGUACGGUGUUUCCGUUCAAACAUCCGAGGAUUGUCAGUGUAACGGUACCAACUCCCUUCUACACUACCAAUAUAAUGCACCUGACGGCACCGGGAACAGGAAGGAGCAUUGUUUUUCUCGUGAACCCAACUACAAAGCUCUGUUUGACCAGUUUUUCGUUGACAACGGCAACACGGCUCCUGCCUGUCGAUCCCACCACUCGGUGUGGUUCCACCUUUCGCGCAUACAUGAGGCAUAUUGUGCAAAGGAAUUGAUAUACCACUUGAAAUAUUCGUUUGAUCAGCACCCAAGUCCAUGUGUCUGCCAACAACGUCUUCAUUAUGGGGAUCCAAACGAUUGCAUGCAGUUUCAUAGCUAUCAAGCUUUGCUGAGACUGAAAGAUACCAACUUAUGCACGAGCAAGAAUUCUCAAUGGGAUCUUUUGCAUGAUCUUGAAAUAAGGAGUCCACUCUGUCGCAAGAACAUCAUUGCUGAUCUUGCAACGCAUUUCCACAAUCCUCUUUCUCUGGAUCCAUGUCGCUGUCACCUCGUUAAGCCUAUAUCUUACGAUGAAUUACCUUUAGUUGAAGGAAAACUGGACGAGUGCUCUAAAGUACAUGGAAGCAGCUAUCAUCAUCUCCGGCAUGAGCUAUUUCAAGGAGCACGUACUGCUGGCUGCGCUACACACUUCCAUCUGUGGCAGCAGUUGCAGAACAUACAGCCAUUCAAAGGUUACGACUGUACAAUGGACCUGAUUCUUCAAACAGCAAAUACAUACCCCAGUGCAGAGCUGGACCCUUGCAAAUGUACCGGAGAAUUACCCACUACGACAACCAGUACAGCGACAACUACAACAAGUAGAACGACAACUACAACAAGUACAACGACUUCUACAACAAGUACAACAACUACUACAACAACUACUGCUGCUCCAUAUCCUCCAAACAGGUAUCAUUGCCGCAAGUACGACCUUGUCGUAGAUAUUGCAACUGCUAAACAAGUGCACUCAAAUGGCUCCACCCUAUGUAAAAACAAAAUUUCUGGUACAAAUGAGGACUUGGUUCUAACACUGUGCAACAUGACGGCAGUGGACACGUGGUCGCGUGGUCUCCAUGUGAUCAGCAACUGUGGCAAUAUCCCGAACUACUCCCCAAUCGCUACAUUCAGUGCCACAGGGAACUACCAACCUGCCGAUGCCCAGUCCGGGGUGUUCCUUGAAUGUAUACCCGAAGGAUUCAAGAUGGCCAUCCAGCCAUGCGAUGGGGUACCCCAGAUCAUCCAUGUUGAGACGACCGGUGUGUUUAACAACAACGCCACCAUCUACUACGUUGUGGUUUAGUGCCGAGUGAUAAUCAACCAUUGUUUAAAUUCCAUAUACGACUCAACCUGUACAACUGUGGCGGAAAGUGAUGCUUAUAAAAUAAAUCAACGGCAUAUGA
Messenger RNA from Dreissena polymorpha, 1882 nucleotides. RefSeq lists its product as uncharacterized. Bases 205 to 1782 code for a protein of 525 amino acids. The transcript has 23 exons. The record is from RefSeq and is a predicted model, not a curated record. NCBI's taxonomy places the organism in Eukaryota, Metazoa, Mollusca, Bivalvia, Myida, Dreissenidae.